AUUUCAGUUGAUGCUCCUUGUGUGACGUCUAAUCUAGUGGACGGGACGCUUCUUCAACAACAACUCGGCGACUGAUGCAGCCAGUUCCUUAUCUUGCUAGUCAACAUAAUACCGACAAAUUCAAGCUCUUUUGUCCGUAUUUGUGAAUAUUAAUCUGUGUUUUUAACGCAAUUUUGUUUGCAUAUCUCCUAGUUAAAUUGUAAAAUAGCUUGUUAGAUUUACUAAUUCGUUAAGAUUCACACUGAGCCUAGUACUAGGCUAGUCGCUAAUUCUAACUAGCUAGGUCUCAUCCCCGACCUAGGAGUGAAGUUUAGUCCGCUAUCCUCGCUCGACCAUGAGCUCACUAAACUACUCCCUCCCUGCUAAAGAAGAAGAGGUCUGCUGGACGGAGAAAGAAGAUCUGAACAUUGUCGUGAAAGAAGACGAGGAAGUGAAAGACGAGAAAGAACCUUUUGGAGUGAAACCCGAAGAGGGGAUAGAGGCUGUCACAGUGGAAGAGGAGGAGGUAGAAGCUUUCAGAAUCAAAAAGGAGGAAGAGGAGGAUGUUACAGUAAAAUACGAGAAAGAGCCUUUAGGAGUGAAACACGAAGAAGAGAUAGAGGCUGUCACAGUGGAAGAGGAGGAAGAAGUUUUCAGAAUGAUAAAGGAGGAAAUCACAUUGAAAGAAGAAGAUGAGGAUUUUACAAUGAAAGAAGAGAAAGGACCUUUUGGAGUGAAAGACGAAGAGGAGACUGGAGAUCUGAUUAACACUACAGGAGAGAGACCAGACUCUCACCCUGACCGUGGGAAGAGCCCAGACCCAGAGACGACCAAACCAGCAAGACCAUACCACUGUUCCCAGUGUGGAAAGCGUUUUGGACACUCAGGGUAUCUGAAAGUGCAUGAAAGAACACACACUGGAGAGAAGCUUUAUCAAUGCUCCCAGUGUAAAAAUACAUGUUUCUCACCAGGGGACCUGAAAUCACAUGAAAGAACACACUCUUUAGAGAGGCCUUUCCAAUGCUCUCAGUGUGGAAAGAGAUUUAUCCAGUCAUCACAUUUGAAAGAACAUGAGAGAAUACACACAGGAGAACAACCAUUCCAAUGUUCCCAGUGUAGAAAGAGUUUUACAAAUGUAGGGAACCUGAAAACGCAUGAGAUGACACACACAGGCGAGAAGCCUUUCCACUGUUCCCAGUGUGGAAAAAGGUUUACCCAAUUAGGGAACUUGAAAACACAUGAGAUGACACACACAGGCGAGAAGCCUUAUCACUGCUCCCAUUGUGGUAAGUGUUUUAGACACUCAGGGCAUCUAAAAGUGCAUGAAAGAACACACACUGGAGAGAAGCCAUAUCAAUGCUCCCAGUGUGGAAAGGGUUUUGGACACUCAUGGCAUCUUAAAGUGCAUGAAAGAACACACACUGGAGAGAAGCCGUAUCAAUGCUCCCAGUGUGGAAAGGGUUUUGGACACUCAGGGCAUCUAAAAGUGCAUGAAAGAACACACACUGGAGAGAAGCCGUAUCAAUGCUCUCACUGUGGAAAGAGAUUUAUCCAGUCAUUGCACCUGAAAGAGCAUAAGAGAAAACACACAGGAGAGAAGCCUUUCCAAUGCUCUCAGUGUGGAAAGAGUUUUAUCCAGUCAUCGCAUCUGAAAGAGCAUAAGCGGAUACACACUGGAGAGAAGCCAUUCCAAUGCUCUCAGUGUGGAAAGACUUUUAGCCAGAUAGGGCAGCUGAAAUAUCAUGAAAGAAAACAUACAGGGGAGAAGCCUUAUCACUGUUCUCAGUGUGGAAAGGGUUUCAGAUACUCGGGGCAUCUAAAAGUGCAUGAAAGAACACACACUGGAGAGAAGCCAUAUCAAUGCUCCCAGUGUGGAAAGGAUUUUAGACACUCAGGGCAUCUUAAAGAUCAUGAGAAAAUACACACAGGAGAACAACCAUUCCAAUGCUCUCUGUGUGGAAAGAGUUUUACCCAUUUAGGGAACCUGAAAAUGCAUGAGAUGACACACACAGGAGAGAAGCCUUUUCACUGCUCCCAGUGUGUAAAAAGUUUUACCCAGUUAGGGAACUUGAAAACGCAUGAGAUGACACACACAGGAGAGAAGCCUUUCCACUGCUCCAAGUGUGAAAAGGGUUUUAGAACCUCGGGAAACCUGAAAACGCAUGAAAUGUCACACACAGGAGAGAAGCCUUUCCAAUGCUCCCAAUGUGGAAAGAGUUUUACCCAGUUAGCGAGCCUGAAAAGGCAUGAAGGAACACACACAGGAUAGAAUCCUUUCCAAUGUUCUCAGUGUGGAAAGACAUUUUCCUGGUCAGAAAAAACCUGAAAAUCACAUGCGAGAAGAGAGACACUGUUGUGGGUGGCAGAAUUUGGGGUGAGCUGUUGUAACUUCUCCAGGUUGAUGCUCUGUUCUGUGAUGAACUGCAUUUCAUAGACUACUACGCCUAUUACCUGUCUGCACCCUAACACAUUGUUGCCAUUGUUGUCUGUAACUGUUGCAUUAAAAAGUACUAUUAUCACCUUCCUCUAUAUGAGGGGACAUGCAACUAUCUGCAGUUUUUUUUAGUUCUUCCCUGACUGUGAUCAGCGAGACAGAUCUCGCUUGCUUGUAUUUAAGAUGUACUAUUAUCACACCAGUCUCUGAUCUUUGAAACUCCAGAAUCAGUUCAUAAAACACAGGCUUGAUUUGGAAUUGGGUUUAUUUGGUUUAUGGCCACAUGAAAUCAAUUUGUAUGAAGCCUUACUCAAAAAACAGGCCUACUUUGUUAGCCGGACCGGUCUCAGUGCAAAAAAAAAAAAAAAGGAACAUAUUUUAAAUGUAUUUUACUUUGAUUCCUUUAGUCAUUGUGUUUUAUUUAGUUAAUUUGUGUAGAAGUUAUCAAGCUAAACGUGUAUGAAAAUGUGAUGACAUUGUUAUGAUAACAGUUGUUGACUGGGAAACCCAGAACCGAGCUGCCCAGUGACGAGAGCCUACCAGACGUGCUAAAUGCCUUUUUAUGCUCGCUUCAAGGCAAGCAACACUGAAGCAUGCACGUCAGCACCAGCUAUUCUGGAUGACUGAGUGAUAACGCUCUCGGUAUCCGAUGAGAGCAGACCUGUAAACAGGUCAACAUUCACAAAGCCACGGGGCCAGACGGAUUACCAGGACGUGUACUCAAAGCAUAUGCGGACCAACUAGCUAGUGU
Salmo salar (Atlantic salmon) is the source of this 3164-nucleotide messenger RNA. RefSeq lists its product as uncharacterized. Gene Ontology annotation, molecular function: DNA-binding transcription factor activity, RNA polymerase II-specific; RNA polymerase II cis-regulatory region sequence-specific DNA binding. Gene Ontology annotation, biological process: regulation of transcription by RNA polymerase II. The record is from RefSeq and is a predicted model, not a curated record. Lineage: Eukaryota; Metazoa; Chordata; Actinopteri; Salmoniformes; Salmonidae.